Dioscorea cayenensis subsp. rotundata (Guinea yam) is the source of this 3947-nucleotide messenger RNA. RefSeq lists its product as uncharacterized. Gene Ontology annotation, molecular function: transcription corepressor activity. The record is from RefSeq and is a predicted model, not a curated record. Gene Ontology annotation, cellular component: nucleus. Bases 242 to 3169 code for a protein of 975 amino acids. Lineage: Eukaryota; Viridiplantae; Streptophyta; Magnoliopsida; Dioscoreales; Dioscoreaceae. The transcript is spliced from 3 exons.
GCUCUCUCUUUCUCUCUCUUCGCAAGACUUCUCUUCGUGUUUUCGUUCCUUUGUUUCACCAUUUUCUUCAAUCGCGUUCAUCCGCUGGCGAAGGACGCUGCAUCUCAUGAAGAAAAGGCGGACCUUGAUAUAAUCUAAGUUCCAGUUGGAUUACAUGUCACAGACAUUUGGCCUGUAAUUCAAAAUAACGAAUUAACUCUUAGGAAGACGUGCAUUCUACUCCUCACUAACUGUUUCAUAAAUGGAUCUCAUUGAAAUGAACUACAAUGAUGAGGUACUGAACCAAGAGCAAGGGUGUAGCCCAGAGUCAAAUGCUGAUCAUUUGCUUUCUCUGGAAUCACCUGGGGAAGAAGAUAUCUAUGAACAAGAACCAAUAGUACUUCCUCGUUUGGGAGAUGCAUACCAAGCUGAAAUUCCACCUUUGAUGUCAGAAUCAGAACGUCUUCAGUUAAGUUGUAAACCAGUCGACAUUAAUAGCGCUAUUGCUGCUGAUUAUUCAGUUGGAAUGGGGCUUGACUUUCCAGUUAUGUGGUCAUACUGUUCAGAUGAGCAAAUUAAACAUGAGCAGCAGGAAAUUCCAGGCACUGCUACUUCUGCUGCCAUUCCUGUUUCAGUGGAUUAUACAGGCUAUGGAGAGGACUUAAUUUGUCCUGAAGCCAAUAAAAUGGCUGGAUUUCUACCAGUGGAAUUUAAUAGUCAUGUCUCGCUCCCUCAAGGAACCACAUCAGAACUCCCUGAAGGCGCAUCAGUAUUGAAUAAAGAAUCAGAUAGAUGCCUGAGACAAGAGAGUGCUACCACACUGGGCCACAUUGACAUGAGUGCCCCUUUGCAGCAGCCAGGGAAAGGCAAGUGUUGUACUGCACUGCCGGUCACGCCUUCAGUCUCUUGGAUUUCUGCUGAAUCCCAGAGUUUUCUCCUUGGCCUUUAUAUAUUUGGGAAAAAUCUCGCUCAGAUAAGUAAAUUUAUGGGGACCAAAGGCAUGGGGGAUAUAUUAUCGUACUAUUAUGGAAAAUUUUACAAGUCUGAUGCACAUCGUAGAUGGACAGAAGGCAGAAAGAUAAGAAGCAGGAGGUGCAUACAUGGAGCCCGCAUACUUACAGGUUGGAGGCAACAAGAGUUAUUAUCACGCUUGCUUCCUAGCGUGAAGGAUGCCCAAGAUAAUUUGUUGGAGGCAAUUAAGGCCUUCAAUGAAGGGAGAGCAUCUUUGGAGGAAUUUGUUUUGUCAUUGAAAACCAUGGUCAGUAUGGAAGUGCUAGUACAAGCUGUUGGAAUCGGUCAGGGGAAGCGUGAUCUUACCCGUGUUGUAUUGGAUCCAACCAAAACAAAUCAAACUGCAUCUACCCGCUCUGAUUUACCCACUGGAAAGGCAUGCUCCUCUCUUACUACUGAAGACAUUGUCAAGUUUCUGACAGGAAAUUUCAGGUUAAGCAAAGCUAGGUCUAACGAUCUCUUCUGGGAAGCUGUCUGGCCUCGCUUGCUUGCAAGAGGAUGGCACUCCGAACAACCCAAAGAUAUUGCUUCUGGUGGUUCAAAGAAUAUUCUGGUCUUUCUUAUUCCUGGGAUAAAGAAAUUCUCAAGGCGAAAGCUCGUCAAAGGCAAUCAGUAUUUUGACUCAGUUACUGAUGUACUGAACAAAGUGGCGUCGGAUCCAAGUCUUAUUGAAUUAGAGGUUGAAGGAAACAAUGCAAGUGGUAACACGAAGGAUGAAGAUGGAUGGGAUGCGGAUGCCCAAAUGAAGCAAAAUAGUUCAUCUGACCAUCAGCGGCAUUGCUAUCUCCGGCCAAAAGUUUCUCACACUUCAGAAGUAAUGAAAUUUACCAUCGUGGAUACAAGUUUGGAUCCAGGAAUAGGACCUAAGAAAGUGAGGGAAUUGAGGAGCUUGCCUGUGGAUGCCCGUCAAAUCCAUCCUCCACCGAUUUGUUCAGCAGAGACAGAUAGUGAUAGCUCAUCAUCAGAUCAGUCUGAAUCAGAUCAGUUACCAGUGAAUGAUGAAGAGGAGUCUAAUCCAGGUUUAUCUGAAACCUCAAAAAUGGGGAAUAAGAGAAUUUCUCCAUUUACUACCAGCCAGUUUCAAUCAGAUGUUUCUGAUCAUAUGUCUGCUGUUCCAAAGCAAAGAAUGGCUAUGAAUGGGCAUGAUUCUAAUGGCCGGUUAGAUGGAUUCUUUGAUGUGAAACAACCAUUUAAGGUAAUGAAGAGCCAAUCAAACUGGCCUCAUGACUACUUUGCUCCUGCAGUAAAAAGGCGGAGAUUGACUGCUUGUAAGCAAUUAGAAAGUAAGCAUCAUUCUUCAUCUUUUCCGCAAGGCUAUCAGCUGAAAAAAGAGGAGAUGGGUUAUGAGUCGAAGCCACUUAGACCAAGUGAAAGUAUCACUGGAGCGGGGGUUGGCCCAUCUAGGAUAACUUCCUAUUACUCUUUUCAAAGAGGUCAUCAUGUGAAGAAAGAGGAGACAUCUUCUGAGUUGAAAUCACUUGAGAGAAGUGAAUCGAUGAGUAGUGUAGCCGCUGACCCAUCAAGAAGGAAGUUCUCUAUUUCUUUGCCUGAAAAGAGCGCAGCUUACCAUUCCAGUGGAACCUUUUUCAGUAAUACUUUUAUCAGCAAGACAGUUCCACAUCUGGAAAAGCCUCAGCCACAAACUUUGAUCGACCUCAAUGUCCCAUAUCUUCCACCAGACAUAAAAGUAGAAGAACAGCAUCAUUUGUACCCUGUUCAAUCUUCAUCCACAUCAGAAACAAAGCAGCAACUUGAAGGUCCACAGGCAUCUACUGACACAUCAAAUGAUUUGCCUGGAAUGCAACCUUCAACAGUGAGUGGUCGGAGGCACAGCACCAGAAGCCGCCCUCUAACCACAAAAGCUCUGGAGGCUCUGGCUUCUGGUUACCUCAGCAGCAGUAUCCGAAAGGUAAGAGGUGGCAAUCCAUCCAGGUCAUCCCGUCGGGCACGUAGGAAUGUUGGAACGCCAGUUUCAGGCCCAGCUCCAGUUCCAGCUCCAGCUUCAGCUCCAGCUCCCACUGAUUCAGGUUUCGGCAGCUCCGGACUUGUUUCAGAUGUUGAAAUGAAAGACAAGUACAAGGUUUACACAAACCUCCCAAGCAUCUACGGUGAGUGUCCCAAUCAGGCCAAGGGGAAAGCAGAUCAGGACACGCUUGGAGCAUUCAGUGGUUUUCACUGAGGAGGAUUCAACUGUGAGUUCUGCCCUUGACAAUAAUCUGGCUCCUCAAACUGGUGAGUGAAUAUCAGUUUUUUACCUUCCAAAAUUUGCUGACAAUCCAAAUUUAUACAUAGUAUCGAAUCUGAGAACUCGAGAGCAUGAGUUCGAGUUUGUGGCCCAAGAAAGCUUGGAUUAUGUCAAGCAGAUAUCACCACAAAUUCGUAUUUUCUUUAGCAUUCUCGGCGAUUGUCGUAGCUGCCGCUCUUGGUGAACAAGCAGUACAGUUUUUUUCAUUCUGAAAGUUUAAAAUUCUCGGUGAUUGUUCUAUUCAUUUGCUCUUCAUAAUCUUAUAACACCAGGAUUUCAGGAUACUGUAUGUGACAAUGAUUCUCAACCAUGAGAUGACCAGGUGAGCUGCAAUGUUUAUGAGGAACAAGGGUUUGAGGCUUCCUUACUAUUAAUUCUUCAUUCUUUGGUAUUUAGUUACUUGCUGCCGCCGCUGCUGUUUUAAACUUUUUAUAAUAUGACCAAGAAUUCAUUCUGAAAGUUUUUGUUUUUCUGAACUUUAUGUAACAUUUAGUCGCGAAAAGCUGUCGUCUUCAAGCACAUGCAUUCAGAAAUAAUGUUCAGUCUGAGCAUUCCAGUUCUGCUAAAAAAAAGUUAUUGUUGUGUGAUCAACAAAAUGUUGAUCUGGUUUCAGUUGCAGGUUUACUUUUCAAAUCAUGUCAAGUUUGUUAUUUGCUCAGCAACCAAAUGAUUGCCUUGUUCAUAUGUUUUUGCUGCUGCUGUUGUGUGUGUG